Molecule: messenger RNA, 9328 nt
Organism: Anopheles moucheti
Lineage: Eukaryota; Metazoa; Arthropoda; Insecta; Diptera; Culicidae
Exons: 19
Coding region: 1-6693 (2230 amino acids)
Biological process (GO): transmembrane transport; monoatomic ion transport
Cellular component (GO): membrane
Molecular function (GO): monoatomic ion channel activity; protein-containing complex binding
Source: RefSeq, a predicted model, not a curated record
AUGCAUCAGCACACAAGAAAAUCCUCUCCAGCAGUAGCUAUCAGACACAGUUCAACUACGGAAGUACGGCGGCCGCUUCCAGCUCGGCACCGACCUCGUCGGCACUGUUUUCAGAACUGGAACACUUGUUGGGAGACUCUGAGUCGCAGCAGGAUAAAUGUUGACAUUCAGGUGUUGUUUGUUGGUAACCGUCUGGUGUUAGGCUCGACGGUCAGCUUGAACGGGAUUCCUUGGGCAAACGGUACGACGAUGGACCCGACGAAUCCGAGUGCAGCAGCAACAGCAUCCGGAGGGGCUAUACUACCAACAUGUUCGACCAUAUCGUCCGCCAGUUCACAGAUGCACCACCCAAACCCGGCGUUCGGUGCGAUCGCAUCCGGGCACGGGGCCACCGGAAGUGGAUCCGGCGGCGGCGGCGGCGGAGACCACGCGUCGAGCCUGCUCAGUCCGACCCUGCUCUCGCCGGGGACGAACACCGGCACGGCCUCGAUUGCGACGUCGCGCGACGAGGAGGACGACUCCAGCAAUCAGGCAUCGUCCGGCAGCAAGGGUUCCGGCCAGCGUUUCAGUCGUGGCUCGGCCCGCACCCCGCCGAAGGUGCGCACCUCGCUGGUGUCACGUACGACCAGUGAGGACGGAUGCCAUCGGGGUGGGUACCAGUCCACCCAGCCGUGCGCCACCACCAGCAGUCGAACCGGGCUCGUCCGGCGCACGACCGUGCCGGGCCACUAUCAAUCAAUUGACCGUAGCCACAGCUUCAACGACCAUGAUCACGAUGCGAUGUCCCGAUGGUAUCAGUACCAUCAGCAGCGACACCCGCUGUCGCGCACCGGCAGCCGCACCGGAAGUGCACCGCGCGUCGGCCAUCGCCGACGGUACUCGCUGCGGGACGACGACAGUAUGCCGACCGGCCUGAAUCGCAUGGUGUCGUUCGAAAGCGUUGGCGGGCAGAGUUCGUGCAGCGGGCUGCUAACGCGCCACCGCGUCAGCCACCCAUCCGUGGCGUCCUCAUCGUUCGAUCAGUUCGAGCCGGUGAUUGGUUCGCUCGGGAGUCGCCAACCAUCGUACCAAUCGCACCAGCAGGAAGACCAGCCGGACUCGCAGCACCAGCAGCCCCAGCAGCAGCUCAGCAAAUCCAUCUCCAACGGCACGACGCGGGGCGCACAGAGCUGGAAGAAUCUGCGCGCCGUCAUGGCGUACUACUGUUCGCUGCGGAAAAUUAAGAGGAACGGUUCGAACCAACGAUGGAUGAAGUUGCGCACGACGGUACAAAUUUCCUCUGCCAUGCAGAAGAAACCACCGCUCAAGCGGGAGGACUCGUUUCUGAAGCGGUUCUCCACGCGCCAGAUACCGGAGGCACAGGAAACGGUGGAAGAUACCGGGUCCGAGGGUGCGACCGAUGCGGAGAAAACGGUACGCCGCCGGCGCCGGUUCGCCAAGAUACCGCGCACGGUCGUGAAUCCGGACGAAAACUUCUACUUCUACUGGCUGAUGCUCGUCACGAUCAGCAUACUGUACAACCUCUGGACGCUGAUCGUGCGGCAGAGCUUCCCGGAGCUGCAGAGCAAUGCGAGCCGCUUCUGGCUGUCCUGUGAUUGCCUCACCGAUAUAGUAUUCAUCUUCGACGUGGCGGUACAGCUGCGCACCGGCUACCUGGAGCAAGGUCUGAUGGUGUACGACUCGCGGAAGCUGGCCGGACACUAUUUACGAUCGCGCGCUUUUCUCCUAGAUUUGGCGGCGCUAGUGCCGCUAGACAUUUUACAGUUCCGGUUGGGCAGCCAGCCGAUGUUACGAUUUCCGAGGUUUUUCAAAGUCUAUCGAGCGGUCAAGUAUUACUACAUCGUAGAGAGUCGCACCGUGUGGCCUAACCUGUGGCGCGUAGUCAACCUGAUCCACAUACUGCUUAUACUCGCCCACUGGUUCGGGUGCUUCUACUUCCUGCUGUCCGAGGCCGAGGGCUUCCAGGGCGACUGGGUGUAUCCGUACCGGCCGGGCGACUACGCGACGCUCACCCGCAAGUAUCUCGGCAGCCUGUACUGGUCGACGCUCACCCUCACGACGAUCGGUGAUCUGCCAACGCCGGAAACGAAUGCCGAACCGUCACAAUCGGCGGACGGCCCUAGAUCACUUCCCCGGCGCGGCCUCAAAUCCAGACUGCUGCAGUUCAACUCGGCUCGAGGAUACGUAUUCACGAUAGUCAGCUACCUGAUCGGUGUCUUCAUCUUUGCCACCAUCGUGGGUCAGGUGGGCAACGUCAUCACAAACCGAAAUGCCAACCGGUUGGAGUUUGAACGACUUCUGGACGGUGCGAAGACGUACAUGCGACACCACAAGGUGCCUGGCGGUAUGAAGCGGCGCGUACUCCGAUGGUACGAUUACAGCUGGUCGCGCGGCCGGAUACAGGGCGGUGGGGACAUCAACACCGCCCUCGGUCUGCUACCGGACAAGCUGAAAACCGAACUGGCCUUACAUGUCAAUUUAAGCGUGCUGAAAAAGGUGACAAUAUUUCAAGAGUGCCAGCCAGAGUUUCUGCACGAUUUGGUGCUGAAAAUGAAGGCGUACAUCUUCACGCCGGGCGACUCGAUCUGCCGGAAGGGUGAGGUCGCGCGGGAGAUGUUCAUCAUUGCCGACGGCAUCCUGGAGGUGCUGAGCGAAACCGGCAAGGUGCUGACCACGAUGAAGGCGGGUGACUUUUUCGGUGAGAUCGGCAUCCUUAACUUGGACGGAUUGAACAAACGGACAGCCGAUGUGCGCUCGGUCGGCUACUCGGAGCUGUUCUCGCUGUCCCGCGAAGACGUCCUGACCGCGAUGAAGGACUACCCGGAAGCACAAGAGAUCCUGCAGACGCUGGGUCGGAAAAGACUGAUGGAGGUGCGCUGCGUCAAUAAGAAGCACGCCAACAAGCACGCCGCUAAGGAACAUGCCGGUGAUCGUAGCUCAAAUACCCACAAUAACCAAGGUGAUAGUAGUGAUAAUAGUGCCUCAAAACGUAUCGUAGAUAAGCUUAGGAGUGAUGUUAAGGGACUGAAGAAUGUUCUGCGCAAGUCCAGGACGGGAACAACCAGACGUAGCAAUGAGUCGAUCGAGAUGCAACCACUGCAUGGGAACGCAACCUCCGGUGGCGGUUCGGGUGGUGCGGGAAGCGGGGGCAGCGGUGGAAGCGGUGGCAACAAAACGCCCAAAACGAUGCUGAAGCGUAUGCCGCGCGUCAAAUCGGACGACAUCCAGACGGAGGACGAGGGCAAGGAUAAUGACAAGGUGCCGAGCCCGAUCGGUGCCGGGCUUCCACUGCUGCAGCGACUCCGGCUGCUCAAGGAAAAACAAGAUCGUGAAGAACGAGCCGCGAAGGCGACCGCACAAAUAAUCUCACCGCCGCAUACUCACGUAACCUCUGCCAUAUCACCACAGGAAUCGAUACAGGAAGAACCGGAACCGGAAGUGAUCGGCGCUGGGUUGCCGCUGAUGCAAAGACUGAAAUUGCUCAAAGCGAAAGAGGAUCGGCUGGCGAAGGAAAGCCAAUCGAAGCUGCAAGUGACAUCGAACCAAACUUCUAGCUCGCCAUCGAUUGUGCAGAGCAUGAGUCCGACGUCUCCCACGGUGAAGGCACCGCCGAGCCCGAUCCUGAACACGACGGGUGCGACGGGCCACCAUGCCAAACCGACGAUGCGCGUGUCCUUCAAGGACCGCAUUCGCAGUCUGCACCACCAGGAUUCGAAGCAUCACGGGGAAUCGAAACCAUCCUCGGUACCCGGUACGAUACACGAGAUCACCGACAUGAAGCAGCAGCUGAUCCAGAGUGUGGUGUCACACGGUAAAACAGGAGCGCAACAGCAGCAUCAACAACACCAUCCGGCCAAGCCGUCCACCGCGCAAUCCCUCAAGGAUAAAAUACGCUCGCUGGGCCAUCUCAAGGGUGACGAUCAGUUGAAGCCCUGGUCCAAGCUGAAGCUGGCCACGGUGGUGAGUCUCGGUGGAAGUUACACCAGUCUCAACAAUGCUGCCUCCGAGGAGUCGCCGAUAUUGAAACAGUCUAAUAAGCGCAACCGGCUCAAAACUUCCAUUCCGGCUGAUCUCAACCUAAAUUCGCUCGUCUCGAUGACGCCGCCGCCGAUUUCUUCGGCUCCUCCUACAACCUGUGCUCCUCCGACGUCCUUCUUGCCGAACAAGAUCCUGUCCUGUGCCGCAGGCGAGGCAGCCUCCGUCAGCGAUAGUGAAGUGGCAAGCGGAAGCCGAACGCACCGAACCUCCACCACAUCCAGUUCCGCCAGGACUGUGCCGGCCAGGGUACGCAUGAAACCGAAGCCAAUAAAGCUAGUAUCGAGCGAGCCGAAGAGCUACCUCUCGAUCGACGACCUGUCACCCGAAUAUUGCGGUCUGCCCUUCGUCAAAAAGCUGAAGAUUCUGAACGAGCGCCAGAAGCUGGCCGAGCUGGAGUCGGCCAUCAAAACGCGCAGCCUUAGUCUCGACUGUACGGACUCGAACACCAGCACCGCCAGCACGCACGACCUGCUGGACCAGCUGACGCGCAGCCAGAGCGAGGGUUCCGGUAUGGCGCACACGGUCCGCUCGAAAAGCGAAUCGCCCAAGCGAUCCGACUCGAACGGUCUGCUGCCGCUGAGCCCCGAGUCGAACGAAACGCUCGAGCGGCGCCAGCUGAAGAGCAUACUGAAGAAGCUGUCCGAGGACAAGGCGGCGCUGGAACAACGCCCGACCCGCGACCUCAAGAAGCUGAUGCGAGCCCAGACGGUCGAAGGGUACGUUGCCAGACACAGCAAAUUCACCAAAAGCGUCACCUUCCAUAGGAACACACUCUCUAGCCCUCCCAGCAGUGCUGCCCAGUGUGACUCUAUUGAAGAACGUAGUCUUUUUCCCCUUCUUAGCGCACAAACGGCCACCGGCACUGCACCGGGUGAGCCGCAUUCCAUAUCCGCGGCACCGCUGACCUCGUCGCAUGCCCAUGACGACCGUCUGUCGGUGGCCACCGCCUCCAUCGAACAGGAGCACGAACGCUACUAUCAGGUGCUCCACGAGGAGCACCACCAUCACGCGGAGCACCACCGGGAGGAACAUCGUCAGUACCAUCGGAUAUCUCCCACCGGGCUGCCGGGACCAGAGGGGCCGGGCCGACCGGUGGGCGAUGAAGAGACGCGCCACGCACUGGCGGUCAUCAGCAAUGGUGAUGCGCACCGGGGCUUUCCUUACGAUCCGCACGUCGAUCCGGACAUCGAUCUCGAUCCGGAUGGUGCGGAUCCGACCAACAGAUCGUCCCUUUCCGCCCUGGCCAGCCAGCGCAAACUGAUCAAAGGUUCGCUGGAGGAGCAGGAGUUUUUUGGCGAGGUGCUGCUGGGCAUCAAGCAGGUCAUCCAGACGCAUAUGAAGGAGAUACAGGUGAAGUUUCAGGACGAGUUCUUCAACCUGGAGCUGGAGGUCAAGAAGCGGGACGACAUCAUAUCAAAACUGCAGAACCGCAUCCUGGAGCUGGAGGCAGAACAGCAGGGAUUGGUGGGCCUGCAAGUGCAGCUGCCACCGGAACACGGUGAUAUGCCGUAUCACAAGUCCGGAUCAUCUGGAUCUGGCAGUACCGGGUCCUCUAACGAACUUCCAUUCAUGCGAGGUGACUCCCUGGACACCAUUUUCGCCUCCUCUCCACACUCCGACUCGGAUGCACCGCGGCAACCGAAGACACGUUGUCGGAAACCUCGCACAUCGCCGCGCCAUCGUCAGCUGCGCAACCGGCCCACGACCUGGGACGAAUCCACCGAUCAGGAAAGUUUCGAUCGCAAAGAUUCGCCACCGCUUGGUACGCGUCAGCCGGUCGGAACUGGUCCUUCUGGGCCACCACCUCCGGUACCACCGCGACGCCUGUCCGCCACAGCAACAUCCACCACCACCGCCGUUACGAUGUCCGCUACCACGGACCGCAUCCGCAGCCCGUACCGGGAUCUUGUCAUUUCCGAACUCACGGGCAACAUUAUCUCGGACAGCGUGAUCGUGAACAUUGAGGCCACGUCCAGCUCGCAGUCGGAAUCGCAGUCCGAAACCGAUCAACCCUUCGGUGAGGAAAAUGAGGAUGAGGAAGACGAUGAGAAUGGUGAGGCGAGGCAGCUCAUGAGACGCGAUCGGCCUCGGAGGCGUCAAACGGAAGAUGACGAUGACAUCGACGACGACGAGGACGAGGAUUGUGAUGAUGAGGCAGAGCUGGGCGAGGAGCUCGAGGGCGAACUGGAGCAGGAAGCAGAAGAAGAGGAAGAGGCCGCCAACGAAGAGGAAGAGCAAGAAGAAGAAGAGCAAGAGGAAGAGGACGACGGGGAGGAGGAGGAGGAGGAGGAAGAGCUCAAUCACAACGACUGGGAGGUGCGGAUGCUGGCGGCGGAGUUGAAAAAGCGCGAAAGCAUCAGCACCGACUUCCCGAGCGAUCUGGAAGGUGGCGACGGAUUGGUACGUCGCCGCAGUCACCGCAAGCGCAGCGACACCGACACGGACGGCAGCGACGGGACGGAGCGGGACGUGUUCGGGCGUCCCCGUGCCGGCAGCCUCGAUCAGCACAAUCUGCAGCGGCGGGCCGCAUUUGGACGAGCCGGCCGAGCGCCCACGAUUGCGGGUCCACCGUCGACGAGUGGUCCCAGUGCGUCCCGGUCCCGGGGGGGCCUCUUCAAGGCGUUGAGCUUCGACCGGGACAAAGAUCGUCUCUGAGAAUUAAGGCUUCACUGUGAGGUGUGCAUGUUCACGAGCAUCACCAAGGUCGUCGUCAUCGAGUGGCACGGUGGUAACGGUGCUGACGAAGCCGCCGACCACCGCGUGUUGGCCAAACCGGGCGUCUCCCGGAUCGCGUGAGCCGUGGGCCACAAUUAACCGGUACCGUACGCGCAAUACUAACAACAAAACAUCCCCUUCCCCAAACGAUCCAAUGCUGGUGCUUCCAUCGGCUCGGUAGUGAGAUUAACGUAAACGCAAUUGGCAAUUUGUUUAGCAAUCGUUGAGCUGCAAAACAGUCUCGUACCCAUUCCCGUCCAGAGCAAUGCAUAGCAUGUUGUACCACGAGUGUUAGGUUUAUGGUUUGUUUCAGUUUAUCGUACUAGUUAUCGUUAUACCCCCAUGCAGCUCCUGUGGAAGCAUAGACGCACUAGAAGACGGCGUAGAAACAAUUUAGGCAAAUCGUUGAGCUUACGGACACCACACGGCACGCUCUGCAAUAGCAAUGUUCUUAGAGUUGACGCAUCUACCGGUGAUCUUUAACGAAGUUGAGAUAUAUCUAGCACAAAAAAAAAGCAAACGAAUCAACCCGGCUUUAAGUGAGUUCGCUUUGCGAACAGCGAACAGCUUCGAUUCGCAGAAAAGUUUCCGUUCCAACUCCUGGUUUGAGUUGCCGUAAGCGAAGUUCCGUUCAAGUAGGGUUAGACAUUACUUUACCGAUAGUGUAACUAGCGACAAACUGUUUGUAAUUCGAUCGACGUUUCAAUUGUGAUGCCCGACACACUUAAUGAUACGAUUUCUAUAGGGGAGGGAUAACAAACUAACUCACGAGACACACGCAUUGAAGUCGUUACCGUGUGUACUUCAAAAGUUCGGAUUGGUUCAGGAGAUUACUACGCAAACCACACUAGUUCCACCAAAACCCACACGUAUUAAGCAUAGUACACAGAGUUUAACAUAAGAUUAGCGGGUACACACAGAGUACAUGGCAACAAAGGUAGUUUGUAUCAUAGUAAGGGUAACUCUCUGUGCGCUACAACCACACCAGGACGCGAUGGACCUAAAGUAGGACAAGUUAACGUAACGAUGCAUGCGGAAUGGGACGUAGUGAAGCUUAACAUAUAAUACGGAGAGAAAAAAAAACGACCAACAGCACUUUUCAUCGUUUUUAGUCUAGGAAUGUGCGUGAAUGUGAGUAAUGAACAGGUGAUUCGAAUUUUCCGGACGUGUUCCUGAUCCGUCGUUUUUUACCCGUUUAACUAGUCAAGUUCGGUAGGGAUGAUACCAGAAACGGAAUAAUAAUUCCACGAGGUUUUUUCUUCUAAUUUUGUAAAUGAACAGCAUGUUAGUAGAUAACUUUUUCUUCCGCCUGACGUUACCAUUUUCUAACCAAUAUGUUUAACGUGUCCCAGGUUCUCUUACUAGUAAACACUUUUUAAUUCUACCAAAGUACCAAACAUGAACUAAGAGCGAACGGGGGAGGAAGAUAGAAAACACUAGCGUAGAUGACUAUUAUACUGUUAAAAGAAAAUGAUAAAUAGCACUUUAACUUUGCCAAUUAGCAAAACCACAUACAUACACAUACAUACAUACAGACACAACCACACACACAAACGCAUAUGGAUGAAUGGUGAUGAUAGAAAGGAUAUAAUCGCAUGCUAAUUUAGACAGCAUUACAAAACAAUAGGUUUAUAGAUCCUGAUCCGCAACAAGACCAAAAUCGAACGACAACGGAUCAACAGAGAAACCCAGGCAACAUAAAACAAAAUACAGAAGAGAAAAAAAACAUAUUUAAGGGAAGGCGCUAGCGGACGGUGUAGAAGCAACAACAAACAAAACAAGAGGGAUGUUAAGAGAUGUUAAGCAGAACUACUAAACCAAACAUCAAUAGCUUUAGUUUAACUGGUUUAGCAACAGAUGGAAACUGUGGUCUGAUUAUGUCUUAUCACACACUGCACACAUUAUUGACAGCGAAUUCACGACGUGAUUUAUGAAUACCAAACCCAUUCAACAAGUUAGUCCAUAUUUAUUGUUCCAUUGAGAAGUACGAUUUUCCACGCUAAAAACAAACCAGUUGCCAUCUUUUGCUAAAUUUGUUAUGCCACUUAAUACGGUAAGGUAACGGGAUUUGUAUUUCGUAGUACUUUUAAAACAAUUUAAACUAAAACCACAUCCUCCGGCAUCUGGGUUUUGGGGGUAGCAGCGGUAGGCUAGGCUAGCAGGGCAAAAUGGCGUGCAAAACAGAGUCAAAAUAUGACAACACUAGAUGGCGUGGACAACACAAUAGAUUUAAGCCCGAGUUUGUAAAAGCAUAGCACACUUUGACUGGGGCUGGGUGGAAGAACAAAACGCAAACAUUAAAGGAAAAACCACAACCAAUCGAAGGAGGUAAGGAUUAACAGAACAAUAAAGAGACCACUGUUUUACCCUAGCAUCAUGGCACAUAGAAACGAAAACCAAACCAAUACUAUAACGUUUAUAAAAUCAAAGUGAUUUGCAGAAUACAACAACUAUGUAAAAACCAAAAAAAAACAAACCAUACAAAACAAACAAACAAACACAAAUAAAACCAAAAUUCCUGAAAACAAGAGUCGGAUACGUUGAAACACACGUUGUUUUGGUAGCGAAUUUAAUU